Dreissena polymorpha is the source of this 3070-nucleotide messenger RNA. Its product is annotated as complement C3-like. Bases 181 to 2184 code for a protein of 667 amino acids. The record is from RefSeq and is a predicted model, not a curated record. NCBI's taxonomy places the organism in Eukaryota, Metazoa, Mollusca, Bivalvia, Myida, Dreissenidae. Gene Ontology annotation, cellular component: extracellular region. The transcript is spliced from 17 exons.
CGGGCGUCUGCAUCGCAACUCCUAAAGAAGUCAGUGCAUUCAAAGUGUUUUUUAUUCAAGUCGAUCUUCCCUAUAAAGUAUCACGAAAGGAACAUUUCAACAUCAAAGUGACCGUGUUCAAUUAUAUUUAUAAAGAUAUGAACGCUCGUGUUUAUCUGAAAGGCAUAAGAGGUCUUUGUUAUGGCUCCUCACCCGGCGAGCAGUCUCCACCACAGCUUGUCACCGUGGCUGACAGCGUUUAUUGCCAAAGUGUUUUGUCAAGCAGAACAAGUUGUUCAAGGAAUUUCCGGAAGAGAUGUCAUUCAAAAGACAUUGUCUUACAUUUCCAAAAAUAACAAUAUUGGAUCUGGGGACUAUCGGGACGACCAUCCAGUUUAUCAUCGUGAAAUGCAGGGUGUUUUAGGACAAGGAGACAGGACAUUAGAUCCCUCGUUAACUGCAUUUGUUCUGACGUCAUUGCAAGAAUGCACUGAUUGGACACAGGAGGUCGAAAUGUCUGUACGUCGUGCUAUAAGUGCUCUUGAGCGAGUUCGUUAUAAUAAUAUAGAAAAUAAUCCGUACUUACUAGCAAUUUCAACCUACGCGCUGGCAUUAUAUGACAGUUCCAAAAAUAACGACUUUAAGCAGAGGUUGUAUGCCAUCAGAAAGGACAUAGGAGGAAGAAUAUUCUGGUCAAAUCAUAACGGCGCCCCUAACGCAUAUGAUGUGGAGACGACGGCAUAUGCUCUUCUUGCGUUCUUGAAAUUUGAUGACUUUAAGACAUGUCAUAAGAUAGUGGCGUGGUUGACCCAACAAAAUAGUGCAAUUGGAGUGUGGUAUACAACACAGGACACUGUUGUCGCCAUGCAAGCUCUCGCGACGUACAGCGCACGUACGUACAAUCCAGACACAAACCUCGAAGUGAACAUUGAAAAAGCAGGCGUUGCGUGGAGAAAGAAAACGAUUGUAAACAGUGAAACGUCACAAGUUUUCAUUUCAAACCUUCCUGUGGAUGAAAACGACAGGAAAUUCGAUGUAACAGUCAGUGGACGGGGGUCGGGUGUAAUGAAGAUUGAAAUGUUUUACAACAGAAAGGCUCGGGACGACGAACUGUGCCCGUUUGAUUUCAGCACCAUAUCUGUGAAGAAUGUUAUUUCCGCAAUUGCAAACAAUCCAGAUGCGCAGCGUAUUCUUGCUGGAAGGCAGUGUGACGUGUGUGGGUAUUGCAACGAUCCUGUUGAUCCUGACUAUGAUGAUGAUAUGAUAAUCGACCGUAAAAAGCGACAGGCAAUACAAGGAGUGCAAAAUCAAAAAUGUAUUCAAUUCACAGUACGGUCUAAGUCGGCCAGUAAUGACGCAGGUAUGUCAAUCGUGAGGGUCAACUUGGAGACAGGAAUCCGAGUUGUGGAAUCCGACUUGAUUAAGAUGCAGAACAACAAGGUCUUGCCGCGCUAUGAAAUGCCGUCGGACGGUCAAGGAUUUAUCAUCCUUUACCUGAACAGUAUCACGAGUAAUGCAACCAACCUUAUAUUCAGACUAGAAGAUCAUUUUUCUGGCAACGAUUCAAGUCGUCAGCCCGCAUCUAUUAAGGUGUACGACUACUAUAAACCAGAACGCUCAUGUAUGAAGCAGUAUGGCAUUGGCCAAAAUCAUGGACUUGAAAUAAAGUACAAUUGUGACGACGGUAGCGACCAGUGUCAAUGCAUGCAAAGUCAGUGUGUUAAGCAAGUGAAUCAGGAGCUGUUCGAAAUGGCUUUGAAAGUUAAUCAGGCGAGUCCGGCUCAACGAAAGAAUCUUCCCAAACCAGUCGAUGCAUUAAUGGAAUAUGCGUGCAACUUUGAGAAAGCUCACUAUGUUGUUAAAGUCGAGGUGGAAACGGUAGAUUACGAUUCGACAAGGGAGAUACAGUCUGCACAAGCUAUUAUAAAGGAGGCACCGCUACAAGGUCAUCAAAAGAUGGAAGUGGAUGACGCAAUUGAAUUUGAAUGGCCCAUUGGAUGUACGCAACCGGCCUUGACAGAGAAAAAGAUCUAUUACGUUAUAGGAAAGGAAGGGACAGCUUUCAACGACGCGGGAGGGAUCAGUUUGAAAUAUGAACUGACGGGCACGGCGCUUGUCAUCGAUCCAGCGUACAAACCCCUGUUACAGACCGUAAUGAACAAUUUCGUUAAGGAGCUGAAGACCAACAAAGGAUGCCUGUCAUAGGUGUUGUAUCUCCAAUAUUUGGCCAUGCUUGCGUCGAAGCUCUAGUAUUGGCUCACACGCCCAAGUGUUGUGUUGUGUUUGACGAGAGAGGCAUAGGUUUUUAACAAACAUAUUUGGAUGUUCCCUUUUAAGUUAGACAUCAUUUGUGCCGUACAGUAUGCUUGUUAGCACAUUUUCGUAUUCAUAAUGGUCUUAAUCCUACAUGAAGAUACUUAAAAGCAAUCAAUCUCGAAUAUGAUUUAAUUGUUCUAACUUAAUCAAAAUGUAUUAUUUUGUUCAGUUUUAUAAAUACAGAUGAUUUUUGGAUCUGAGAAUUCAUCUGAGAAGUGGGCAGAUUCAAGAUUUAUUAUUAAUAAAAAAUUCUAAUCGUCUAACAGCACCUUAAUAUUAAAUCUAACUCGGUGUCCACCAUUUUACAAAACAAUAAGACCAAUAUGGAAAUGUCAUAACAUAGUUUCAAAGAAGGUCUUAGCGUAUAAGAAAUAUCAUUUAGAUCCGAAAAAAGCUGACCGAUUUCCGAAUACUGUCCUGCGUAAGAACAUGAGAACUUAUGAAAAAUCAACAAUUAACAUUAAUGUAGCAUCUCUACUUUAUUUGCUAAAAUGGAGAAUGAUAAUGUGGAUUUUAGAAUAUAAUAAUUCAUGCGAUAGAGCUGUAUAUUAGAAUAUGUAAACUUGUGUAAAUUAAUUGGUUGCUAUAGGAAAAGUUGCGUAUACGCUUAUUGUCCGAUAACACACAAUAUUGCAAAGUUUGACCCGCAUGCUACUUUCGUUUUUUAUCGUAGAAGAUAGUUGUGAUUGUAUAAAUUGAAAUCAAAUAUAAUUGAUAUAUAUAAUUGAUAUUAAUCUGUAAUUAAAAUAUUGAAUGAAUAAAAGUUUGCUAGCUU